Messenger RNA from Labrus mixtus (cuckoo wrasse), 2705 nucleotides. RefSeq names its product serine incorporator 1 (gene serinc3). The coding region runs from base 165 to 1604 and encodes 479 amino acids. Lineage: Eukaryota; Metazoa; Chordata; Actinopteri; Labriformes; Labridae. The transcript has 10 exons. The record is from RefSeq and is a predicted model, not a curated record. Gene Ontology annotation, cellular component: membrane.
UCUCUCUCUCUCUCUCUCUCUCUCUCUCUCUCUCUCUCUCUCUCUCUGUGUGUCUGUGUGUUAUAUAUAUUUAUAUACUGUGUGUGUGAGUGUGUUUAUAGAGUGCGUGAGUGUGGGGGGUCGGAGGAGGACGACCAGACCAUAGAAGAAGAAUCUGGUCCGCUAUGGGAGCUGUUCUGGGAGCCUUCUCAUUGGCCAGCUGGGUGCCGUGUCUGUGCAGCAGCGCCACCUGUCUGCUGUGCAGCUGCUGUCCGAGCACCAGGAACUCCACGGUGACCAGGAUCGUGUACGCCUCCAUCCUGCUGCUGGGGACCAUCGUGGCCUGCAUCAUGCUGUCGCCGGGCGUGGACCGCCAGCUGAGGAGGAUCCCCGGGUUCUGCGAGGGCGGCGCCGGCUCUAACGUCCCCGGCCUGCAGGCUGACGUGAACUGUGACAUGUUUGUGGGUUAUAAGGCCGUGUACCGCGUCUGCUUCGCCAUGGCGCUGUGGUUCCUCGCCUUCUGCGUUUUCAUGAUCAACAUCAAGAACAGCAGAGACCCCCGAGCGGUGGUCCACAACGGGUUCUGGUUCUUUAAGUUUGCAGCUCUGGUGGGGAUAACAGUCGGAGCCUUUUACAUCCCCGACGCUCCGUUCACCUACACCUGGUUCAUCAUCGGCUGUGGGGGGGCGUUCUGCUUCAUCCUCAUCCAGCUGGUUCUGCUGGUCGACUUUGCUCACUCCUGGAACGAGUCCUGGGUCAGCAACAUGGAGAUGGGCAGCUCGCGGGUCUGGUACUCAGCUCUGCUGGUGGUCACACUCCUGAACUACAUCCUGUCCUUAUUGGCCGUCGUUCUCUUAUUCGUCUUUUACACGAAGCCUGACGGAUGUUUCAUCAACAAGUUCUUCAUCAGCUUCAACAUGUUGUCCUGCAUCAUCGCCUCAGGCAUCUCUGUGCUGCACAAAGUCCAGGAGUCUCAGCCUCGCUCAGGUCUGCUGCAGUCCUCCAUCAUCACCCUGUACACCAUGUUUCUCACCUGGUCGGCCAUGACCAACGAGCCAGACCGGGAGUGUAACCCCAACCUCCUGAGUAUCUUCCAGCAAAUAGCAGCCCCCACCCCGCCCCCCCUGGAGAUAGAGAACCAGACCUGGGUGCUGAUUAUCGGCACAGAGGAACCCGUCCUGAGCGCCCCCUACCUGCAGUGGUGGGAUGCGCAGAGCAUCGUGGGACUGGCUAUCUUUGUGCUCUGUAUCAUCUACUCCAGCAUCCGCUCGUCCAGCACCAGCCAGGUGAACAAGCUGACCAUGGCGUCCAAAGACUCGAGCAUGUUGGCGGAGGGCGGCAGCAGCACGGAGCUGUUGGAGGACGUGGCGGGGCCGCGGCGUGCGGAGGACAACGAGCAGGACAUGGUGCAGUACUCGUACUCCUUCUUCCACUUCAUGCUGUUCCUCGCCUCGCUCUACAUCAUGAUGACGCUCACCAACUGGUACAGCCCCGACGCAGACUACACCAUCAGCAGUAAGUGGUCGGCCGUGUGGGUGAAGAUCUCCUCCAGCUGGGUGUGUCUGGCUCUCUACAUCUGGACCCUGCUGGCCCCCCUGAUCCUCACCAACAGAGACUUCAGCUGAUCCUCCUCCUCCUCCUCUUCCAGCAUCGACCACCUCAUCAGCAGGACGCCAUCUGACCGUUUGUCCGUCAGUGGAUGAGGUGUUGGUAAACUCCUCGUUAUCGAUGUGGGGAGGUUCUCAGGGGGUCUGCUCAACCCCCUUUAGACCACCACGAAGAGGAGGAGCAGGAGGGAGGGGGAAGGAGCGGGUUAGGUCUGAAGAGGGGGAGUGGUCCUGAUCAGUGCAGCCAUGAUGCCUUCACGUCGUUCCGACCUGUGUGAUAUUUUAACCUGCAGCUCAAACGAGGCCCAAUGAGAUUAAGACCCUUUUUUAUACGGGCGUGGUCGAGUCCCGGAGACCCGUGGUCGAGACCCGCGGUCGAGUCCCCUGGUCGAGUCCCCGAGACCCGUGGUCGAGACUCGUUCUCGAGACCCGUGGUUGAGACCCCGAGACCCGUUUGAGACCCGUGGUCGAGUCCCCGAGACCCCGAGACUUGUUCUCGAGACCCGUGGUUGAGUCCCCGUGACCCCGUGGUCACAUCAGCUGAUUCAGUUCAUCAUAAAAACAUUUCUUUAUGAAUCUAAAGUGGUCGAUGUCUUUAUUGUUUACGUUUCUCUGGAUGUCGAUAAAUAAUAAUCAUGAUGUUUGUAAACCUUUUGCCUUUGAUCCUCUUAAACAUGUCCAGAGUUUAAAGGUCGUUAUCUUCAGCCGUGAAUCUGAUCGACCUCAAACUGAAGGAGCGUCCAUGCUGACCACUCGAUAAUAUUUAUGUUUAUAUCAAAGUUGAAAAUGAUUUAUGAUUUUAUUUCUGUGAUUAAUUCAGGACGUUUCUGCUCGCUUCUGUAACAACGCCGUCACUAAGCUCCGCCCUCAUCACGUCAUUUUUGAAAAAAAAGAGUCUGAAAAGACUUCCUGUUUGUGUUUUGGACUUCCUGUCAGGACUCGCUUCAUGUUCUUCUUCUUUCUGUCACGUUUCUGAAAAUGGAUUUCAUUUUCAAGUUUCUGUUUGUUUACAACUAAAAACAUUCUUAAAGCAGCUCGACCUGAAGAUAAACAUUUGUUUGUUUGUUUGUUUGGAGCCCACUUUUUAAUGAGGUUAAUAAAGUAUUUCCUUCUUCAUGU